Ilyonectria robusta is the source of this 501-nucleotide messenger RNA. RefSeq lists its product as uncharacterized. Lineage: Eukaryota; Fungi; Ascomycota; Sordariomycetes; Hypocreales; Nectriaceae. The transcript has a single exon. The coding region runs from base 158 to 439 and encodes 93 amino acids. The record is from RefSeq and is a predicted model, not a curated record.
CAGGACGCACACGUUGAGGAGGAAUCACGGCCCGCGACCACUCUUGCAAACCAGCAACCACAGGUCAACAAUGAUAGCCAACAUAGCUCGGCUACUCCGAAUGCCUUUCACUGCCAAGAGUGCCCCGCCACAUUUCUGAGCCAACGACUACUAAAGUAUGUAUUCCCGAGUACCAAUAAUUCUGCGAGUUGAGCUAAAAUCACAAAGCCGGCAUGUCAAGGAACACACCCGCCCAUGCAAGUGCACUGUGGCGGACUGCAACGAGAGCUUCGCUUGGCAGACAGGCCUUGCACGUCACAUGAGAGAUAAGCACAGCACUAGAAGGUGGUAUUGCACACAUCCAGAUUGCAGUUCGUACAAGCUGGGAAGGGAUGGCACGGCUCGGAAGGAAAAUCUUGACAGGCACAUACGAAAACGGCAUGGAGGGCAAGUCCCUUGAAUGUAUUGUACCAUACAAGUAGCUGGUAAUAUUCGUCAAUUGAGCUAUGAUUGUUGACGCAG